This is a messenger RNA of Orbicella faveolata, 8399 nucleotides long. Its product is annotated as putative E3 ubiquitin-protein ligase HERC1. The record is from RefSeq and is a predicted model, not a curated record. NCBI's taxonomy places the organism in Eukaryota, Metazoa, Cnidaria, Anthozoa, Scleractinia, Merulinidae. Gene Ontology annotation, molecular function: ubiquitin-protein transferase activity; protein binding.
UUAAAUUGGAAAAUUAACUGCGAUGAUCAUUCUUCACUUUCACUUUUAAGAUUAAUGACUUCUUUGAUUUCCCUGCGAAGGUUAGCAAGCUUUUCAUCAACUGAGAUCUGUGGAGAAAACUGGUAAGCGGAAAGAGGAGCCUUUUUUGCUUUCUCUUUAGCUGCUAAACUGGAGACAAGGGUGUGAAGUUGUUGUUGCCUACGAGAAACAGAAUAAGUUCCUUUUGCGUCCUGAAUGGAUUGUUGAGCUGUUUGAGUGAGGGGAGCAGCAUUUUCAACUUCCUGGAAGGUUCUAGGUUGACGUAUAAGGACUUUGAGUGUAAGAGCAUAAACCUUGAGUGAAUAACCAAACUUUUUCUUCCUCUGAUAAGUCAAGGUUGUCAAACUUGUUUUGCAGGUCUUCAAUAUAUUUAUCCAAAGGUUAUGUGUAUAACCUCUGUCCCGUAAUAUGCGUUUGAAUUUUCUAAUUUUUUCUUCACAUGUACCUUUCUUUUGCAUGAUUGUUCGGAAACGAGGAGCCAAAAGGGAGGAGAGCUGGUCAUAUCCCUCUUAGUUUUUACUAUUUUUGUGGCCAACUGGACUAUGUGAGGGUUUGUUCCUUUGGUAAAUGAUAAAUGAGUUAAAGACGACUAGGAUAAUGGUGCAUAAAAGAAACUAAUGAAUGCAGCCUUCUAAAAAGGAUUGAUCGGGUAAAAUAAAUUGGUGACCCACCACCCCAAGGGAGCAUUUUCAAUUGAUAGGUGAAACAAAAGAACAUGAAACUUCGAGAAAAAGAAAGGACGACGAAUACAGAUAUAAAACCCCAAGCAAAAAGAGCUUGAAUAUAUAAUGAAAUUGUUACUAUUCUUUCAAUAGAAUGAAGAUGUUGCUUUUAUUUGAAAAGAUAAGGAUUUGCACAAAGAGAGAUUCGUCAAAGCACAAUGCUAUGUUACAAUGUUCAUUUGCUGGUUACUCAAGCAGAUAAGAAAAUGCAAAAUAAGUUAAAAGUUGUGAUUAAAAAAAUUGCUUGUGUUGUUGGUGAUGUGUUUGUAUUCAGUAUAGCAGAUGAACUUUUCUUUCAAGUUAUUCAAUUUGGGAAGAUUAAUUAAAGAUAAAUGUGCACACUUCCCAAGUGAAUCGAUAAAUUGAAAUUUGCGCUGCACGUUUACUAUUUCUUUUAUAACAUAAAAGAAUAUUGGCACUUAGGCAAAAAAAAAGAACAUUAUGGAACCAGGGAUUUCUGAAAAAGUGACAAUGGGGAAGAAAGAGAACAAAGAACCCUUGCUUUGAGCUAUUGAAGAUGCUAUUCCUGAGUAUGACAAUUACAACUUGUCAGCAGCAUUUUGAAAUGCUUGUACAGCCUCCAUUCAAUGUCCACUAGAGUGCUUGAAGCUAACUUGCACUAGACCAACAGGAUGUGGUUGCUCUGUCCUGAUCUGAUACGCUCUAAAAGAGUGCUGUAAUAGCAAAUCAAAGGCAACUUUCCAUCUGACAUGUCAUCGAAAUCAACCUCAAACCCAGCAAGAUCCUUAUCGUUGGUGAAUGCAUUGUCAGCUUGUUGUCUGAGUACAUGGCUGCCACCAAAUCACCGGCAGUGGUCAGCAGUAGAACUAGUAAAGACACUGGCCAGUGCAACAAAAAGCAAGGGAAGGAACCAGGCACUAGACACCUGUAUCUCUGCAGAUUUACAAGGAGACAUUCCUUGUUGUCCAUUAAAGCAAUUCAAAGCUCACAAAAACCAGGUUACCUCUUGUGUAUGGAAUGCAAAUAAACAGUUGUUAGCAACAAGUGGACUUGAUGAAGUCAUCCACAUUUGGAACAUGUCAUCCAAGACACAUAACAUUUUACAACAGACAUGUGUUUUCCUUUCUUCACACCACAAAAGUGAUGAUGAGCAAUUCAGGGACAAUACUGGUGAAGAAAUGGGUCAUGUUUGCUGGAAUGCCAAUGGCAAACUUCUUGCUGGAGCAAUUAACAACCUGUUAAAUAUUUGGACCGUGAUAGAUGGGCGUUGUAAUCUGGAGAUUCACCCUCAUCACAUCACAUGUUUAACAUGGCCUGUGUCCCGUGGAUUCCUGGAAAGUGAAGUUGGAAUAAUGGAUUCUCUGCUGGUUGGAAGAAUUGAUGGCUCACUAGCUGUUGUUGAGGUGUACGAUCGUAAUUCCUUCACAAGAGUUGAGCUACAGUGGUGUUCAAGAGAAGGAGUUCCAGUCUGCAAGGCUGCAUGGUACGAUAACAGCAACUGUUUUGUGGCUGGAUUUAUAGAUGGUGUUAUCUGCUUAGCAACGAAAGACCCUAAUGACCAAGUUAAGAUCAUAGAAGCUCAUAAGAGUUUGAUCAUUGGACUUCAGUUUGAUUCUAAAGGAGAGGCAUUUGCUUCCUGUGCUGAAAAUGAAUGUGUUAAGAUAUGGUAUGAAGUUGAAGAAGGUAUUCUACUCAGGCAUUCUGUGGAACUUGACAGCUCUGUAAUAUCGUGCUUCAAGUGGUUCAGCAAUUCUAAUGCAACAAACACUUCAUCGUACCUUGCCAUUGCAAAUCAUCCCUUAGUAGCUCAGAGAAAAAAAACGCUGCCCACACCAGGAUUCGCUUUCGUUGGAAGCACAGAUGGAUGCAUAAGUGUGUGGUAUGUUCCUCAGCAACCGGACAAAGAAAAUCUCUCUAAGAUGGUCAAAUUAUUUAUUGUCUCUGAAAGACAGUGUGGUGGUUCCACCCUGCAGUCAAGAAUUGCUGCUUUAGAGUCAGCCAACUUGCUGGGGCUGUCAAGAAAGGGAGGUGAAGAGGACACUGGAAAAGAUCGGAGGAAGAAAUCAGGCAUUGUCCAAAUUAUCUUUAAGUUUGAUGAUGUUUUGAAAUCAUCUGAAAAGCAAUUUCCUGUUAGCGACGGAUGUGUUAGUCUUCUAUUUAAAGCCAAUGGCCAUAGUGGUUUGGUUUCAUCCUUGUCCUUCAAUUCCAGUGGAACUUUUCUGGCUUCUGGCUGUGAUAAAGGAAUUCUUAACAUCUGGGCCAUUCAGGAUGGUCUGGUGGCACAAACAUACCAGAGAGACAGUCAACUGCUGUCCCUUGCAUGGACGUGUGCGCAAGGCGUCACAGCUGCCUUUAAAGGGGAUAAUGACAUAGUCUUGGUGCAGUUUAACGAGCAAGUGUUUGAUAAAAACCGCUUGGUGGCCUGGGCAUCCGGAAAACUAAAGCAGCAUGGAGUUAUGGGUUUAAAGGAGGCACCAUUUUUCUGUGGGCUUCUGGAGAAGCUACCAACAUUACUACAGGAGCAAUAUUCAUUUGAGAAGACCAAAAUUAACCAAGGCAACCAACUUGUUCAUAGUCCGUUUCUGCAAUCUCUAUCUGCACUGGCUGUUGGCCUGGACUUGGAUAAAGUGCUAUGUCAUUCAUCUAAAACACAGAGCAAUUCAACGUUAUUGCUUCAUGAUAAUUCCCUUGUUCCAGAGUGGAGCUGGCUUCACAGCCUGGCUAUUGCUGUAAAAGCAGCUGAUGCUCUGACCUAUAGGAGAGCAUUUCCUCAGGGGUUCUCUGUGCCAGAUGAGGACAGUCUAGAGAGUGAAAUGGCUUAUCAACCUACGGACAAUUCGACCUGGACACUAUCCAUGGACAAGGAAGUGAUGAGCUGGGCCCAGCAGUGCCCAGAGGAUUGGGAUGGAAGAGAUCAGUAUGACGUGUUCCUUUGGGGAGGAGGCAGACAUGGGCAAAUUGCCCAGUGUGGUAAAGGAGUUAACAUACCAACAUUGGCAAAAUCAUUUGGGCGUGCACAGCAGAUAAUCUGCGGUCAGAACUGCACAUUUGUGUUGUUAGCCAAUGGAGCUGUUCAAGCAUGUGGCGAAGGUAGUUAUGGACGACUGGGUAUGGGGAACUCUGAUGAUCUGUUUUCACUUACAGUUCUCUCCACCUUGCAAGGCUAUGUAGUUACCCAGUUGGCCACUUCCUGUGGUUCUGAUGGCCACUCGCUGGCUCUGACUGAGAGUGGUGAAGUGUUCAGUUGGGGAGAUGGGGAUUAUGGAAAAUUGGGACAUGGUAACAGUGACAGACAGAGAAGGCCCAGACAAAUAGAGGCUCUCAGGGGCGAGGAAGUGUCAUUUCUGGCUUGUGGCUUUAAGCACUCUGCUGUAGUUACUUCAGAUGGUAAAUUGUUUACCUUUGGUAAUGGAGACUACGGACGCUUGGGACAUGGAAACACAGCAAAUAAGAAAUUACCUGAGAGAGUCAUGGCACUUGACAAGAAAGAAGUGGGACAGGUGGCAUGUGGUUUGAACCACACCCUAGCACUCUCUGUUGAUGGUAACACUGUGUGGGCCUUCGGUGAUGGAGAUUAUGGUAAACUUGGACUAGAGAAUUCCACAGCUAAACCCUCACCAAUACCCAUAGAGACAUUUGCAGGUGUUGGUGUUAAGAAAGUAUGCUGUGGCACACAGUUCUCUGUGGUUUUAACCAGAGAUGGUCGGCUUUUCACAUUUGGACAAGAGCGUCUUACAGGACAACCAGAGGGUCGUCUUCGCAGUCAAAGCAAGCCUCUUCAAGUGCCAACUCUUGCAACACAUUUCAUUGAGGAUGUAGCAGUUGGUGCAGAGCAUGUGCUUGUGAUGACAAGUUCUGGGGAGGUUUGGGGCUGGGGUAACAAUUCUGAGGGUCAGUUGGGACUGGGCAACAACACUACACAGCGUCAGCCAGUAGUUAUCCCAGGCUUACAAGGCAAGAACAUCCAACAGAUUUCUGCUGGUCGAAAUCAUAGUGCAGCAUGGACAACACCAUUGGUUCCUCCUAGAACACCUGGAACACCCUCGCCUCUGCAGUUGGGUCACCCCACCAUUAUCCCUCCCCAAUUCCAAGCAAUUAAAUGUGUUGACACCGAGGCUGUGAGAACAAGGUUACGAGUGCUGUAUCACUUCUCAGAUUUGAUUUCAUCAUGUUGGCGAUUAAUAAACUUUAACCCAGAUGAGGUUGAGCCUCAUCUAUUCAACCAAGGUACAACUGGAUUUGUCCUUGGUCACCUCAGGCCAUUGAUAGCGAAUCGUGUGUCCAACCUUCCGAUUGUAAGGGCACUUGGGCGAACUAUGAUUCAGGGAAAAAACUAUGGACCACAAAUUACAGUGACCCGAAUAGAUAAGAGAGGAAAGAAAACGCAACCAAUGCUAGUACAGGUAGCUCGUCAAGUUGUGAAACUCAACCCAGCUGAUCUGCGUCUUCCAUCUCGUGCCUGGAAAGUCAACCUGCUUGGUGAAGGAGCUGAUGAUGCAGGCGGUGUCUUUGAUGAUACCAUCACUGAGAUGUGCCAGGAACUUCAAUCAUAUGUUGUCAAGCUUCUCAUACCAACUCCAAACAGUAUCACCGAGGUUGGUUAUAAUAGGGACAGGUUUCUGUUGAAUCCUGCUGCCUCGAGUGAUUCCGAUCUGGAGCUUUUUACCUUUCUUGGGAUAUUAAUGGGUGUGGCCAUACGCACAAGGAAACCGCUUGAUCUCCAUCUAGCGCCAAUGGUGUGGAAACAACUGGUGGCUGUGCCUCUUGUACCUGAUGACAUAGAGGAGGUUGACUCACUUUAUAUGCAGAGUUUGCGUGGAAUACGUGAUAUUCACGAGAGUGGUGUCGAUGAGCACUCUUUUUCUGAGAUCAUUCCAAUCGAGUUGUUUGAGACUCAGAGUGCCGAUGGUCACUUUGUGCCAAUCUGUCCCAGUGGUCAUAACAUUAAUCUUACCUUUAGUAACCGCCAAGAAUACGUUGAGCGUGCUCUUCAGUAUCGCUUACAUGAAAUGGAUCGUCAAGUGGAAACAGUCCGUGAAGGUAUGGGCUGGAUUAUUCCAGUUCCUCUUCUGUCACUAUUGACGGCAGAAAAACUUGAGCAGAUGGUUUGUGGAUCCAAAGAAGUUAGUAUUGAAGUACUCAAGAAAGUUGCAAGGUAUCGUGAAGUUGAACCAACUGAUCCUCUAGUGAUGUGGUUAUGGUCUACAUUAGAGUCAUUCUCCAAUGAUGAGCGAGUGUUGUUCAUGAGAUUCGUAUCAGGCCGCUCCAGGCUUCCAACAUCAGCGUCCGACCUUUCUCAACGUUUUCAAAUAGUCAAAGUUGAUAGGGAACCCGACAGUCUUCCUACUGCACAAACAUGCUUUUUUCAGCUACGUCUGCCAAGUUACACAAGCUCCGACAAACUGGCAGACAAGCUAAGAUAUGCCAUUAACAACUGCCGAUCUAUUGACCUCGACAAUUACAUGCUUAUCAGAAACAAUGCUGAAGAAGAAAGAGAUCACGAGGAUGAGUUUUAGAUGACACCUCAGCAUCUAAUAUCGCUGAAUAAUAAGGAUAUUGACGAAAGAGGAAAAAUCAUUUUUUACAAGUGCUCUCCUGUACACAAAAACUAAACCUCCGCUGUAUUUUAGGAAAUAUGCUGUUUUCAUUCAUUUUGUGACCCUUUCAAGAAGCUUGUGCAUAUUACAAAAAUAAUUUUCGUGCAAAAUAAAGCCUCUAACUCCUUGUCACCUUUAUUCUAUUGACUCUCUGUGCUCCAGCUUCUAUCCCUCCAACCAGGUGCCUACACUAAAAUAUAGAUGGGUUAUUUCAGUCAUAGUGUGAAUACGCGGGUUGACGAAAAUCGACGAAGCAGUGUGUUUUAUGUAUUGGAGGAAAUGGUUAAAAUGUACUGCAUUCGUAUAGAAAACGAGAUGAGAUAGGAAUACCAACUGUCUCGAAACUGGCGCUUGAAAUUGCACGAAAUAUCAACUGUAUAUAACUAUAAGGUGAGCUACGCAAAUGAAUAGACCAUGAGUGGUUGAAAAUUUCAUUUUAUUUAAAAAUAGGUUUCAUAUUUCUACUGCUAACAGAGUGCUUACAGCUUGCAUUCUGAAUGUGUUGAAUAACCACUGAUUAAAUUUCCUCACUCUAGGCAAUUGGCGGCAGGAAAAAUCUGGAUCUAAGUUAUUUGAAACUCCUUUAAUUUGCGCUCGAACGGGGAGCUUUCGGUGGUCCGCCCUUUUCUUCAGGUCUUUGACUUUUGAAUAGAAGGUAGCCAGGUGUAUUGAUGGUUAUUCAUUGCCAAAUUUAAUGGUAGAGGGUAUCUUACGAGGAACUUGUAUCGUACUUAUUCAGGCUUGUUGCAGUAGUAUAGAGCGCACCGAAUUAACCCCUUUUUUACUGUGGUUUCUCAUUAAUCUGCUGUGGUAUCGCUGUGGAAUAAAUUAACUUGAUCUAAAAUUGCUGUGGAAUACAUUAACGGGAGUGAUGUCAUAGGCUAUUGUCUAUUGUCGUGCUGAGGAUGAUGUCAUGUUCUAUCUUAGGCUUAGUGACAGGUUCUGAACCGGUUUGACAGGUUUAUCAAUGAUGUCAUGUUCUAUUUUUAUCUUACGGCAGUCAUGGUCGGUAUUACCGGUUUGACUGGUUUUUGAAGUUAUUUUUGGAUACAUUUUCCUUAAGCCUAUGAAAGCGUGAUCGCUACAAAGCGAUGGAUUUCGAUACCAUUCUUUUUUUUUUUUUUUUACUUUUUUUUAUUUUUCGUAUUCCGCUUAGUCGUAAGGAAUAUUAAAAUUGCAGUGGUUUCUCAUUAACUGAUUUAUCCAGACUAACCAGUCCCAAAAACUGGUUUCUUCAGAAUGCCACAUUGAACUCGCAUGGACUUGCCCCAUUGUUUUGACAAAACCUUCAACACUGAUUGGUUAUUUGAGAAUCUAUUAUGUUUCCAAAAUAAAAGCGCGCUUCCAUUCGGUCAAGUCAUUCUUGUCACAAACUCGAGUAAAUAAUCUUUUUGAGCGGAUAGCGUGCAAACAUGCAAGUCGAAUCCACAUCUAAACCUAUGUUAACCGUGGACGAAGUUGAGCAAAUCCAACGCAAGAAAGUAGCCACAAUUAUUGGUCAUGCUUUCUAACUUACCUAUACCGCGUUCUAUGACAAGCUCAUUCCUCAAGAGAAAGUAAAUCGAUGAUAUGGCUGCGCUAUUCAUCACCCAGGCCAAAGGGAACACUCUCGCUUGAUGAUUGAUAAUGAAGACGCGUGGUACUAUUUUCAUGAUGAAACCCGUGAGCAAAUAGAUCUUGAUAUCGUGAUGAAGACUGUGAAAAGUGUUUGCAACACUCUGGGGUUGAAGAUUAGCCAGACAUGGGAAAGUCAUCUGACGCAGUUGCCUAAGUUGCCUUGGACCACAAUCUUUCUCACUUCUUUGGAACUGGAACAUUAUGAUCAAGAAAUGAAAGAACGCGUAUUGCAUGCUCUUUAUUAUGGUCCUUGUGGCCUCAAAACGAACGAUUUCAGUAGUGUGGAAAUCCACAAAGAUGAUAACGCUGAAGAAUUUAUAAACGUUGACCCGACAGAAGUGAAAUGUCCUGAGAACAUUAUCAGAAAAAAAGAAAAACCAUUGGACCUUGAUUAUGUAAGUAAUGAAAUUCAAAGUAAAUUUUAUUUUUGAAAUAAUAAAGUGUGUUCGUGACGUGACCUUAA